AUGCGCAGUCGUCACUCUCGGGGCCAGGGCCGAGAUUCACGCCGGAGCCGUCCAAUCAUCAACGAGCUGUUCUCCUGCGUCUGCCAAAACUGUGGGUCACAACCUCUGACCUUUCUCUCCAGACGACAAGAACCGUCCACAUUUAGGAUUUCAAAAUCUGCAAAUAUUCCCCGGAUAAUUUCUUUAUUCCUGACUAUGACGACAAUGGAGGGGGGAACUAAUGUAGAUACAAAGAAGGAACUAACGUCAGAAAUUGAUGCGGCUGUCUUAGAUGGCGCUGAGGUGCUUCAUGUCAUGACCACUGGAAGCUCAGGGGCAGUUACUCUUCCCAUCACUCUCACACAGGGUGGGCUUGUCUCUCUUACAUCGCCAGGACAAGGAGUGGUUCAGGUGUCAGCUGGCUCCCUGGCGCAGGUUGACUGGGCCUCGAAGCUCAAGGAGUUCCAGCAUGCCCAGAGACUGGAGCGGUUGAGGGAAGAGCAGAGACAGGUUCAAGACCGGGUCACCCAGAAGAUGCAGUUUGAUCAGAAGUAUGAGCCUUGUGUGGUGUGUGGUGACAGAGCUUCAGGUCGACAUUACGGGGCUAUCAGCUGUGAAGGUUGCAAAGGUUUCUUCAAGCGGUCGAUCAGGAAACAGUUGGGCUAUGCCUGUCGAGGAGCCAGGGAUUGUCCUGUGACGAAGCUGCAUCGCAACAGAUGUCAGUACUGCCGUCUGCAGAAAUGUUUAACAGUUGGUAUGAGGUCUGAAUCUGUUCAGCAAGAAAGACGACCUAGUGACCAGAGAGACAAAGUACCCGGCAAUGUUGCUACAUCAACACAGAGAAUUUACAUCAGAAAAGACUUCAAUAGUCCUUCUGCAGCGAUACCUACUUUCAGCCCAAAGGGGAUAGAUGAUGCCAAAUAUGUGAGUCUGCUAGCCAACCUGCAAGAACGUGUGGUUCAAACUGAUCACGGUAUGGUUGUUCUAAGCUCUCAAAUGUCGCCAGGUUCUGCUGUAAACACAGACCUGAGCACAUUGGCCAAUGUUGUCAGCACAGUCACGAAUGCAGAAGAUCUGACCACCCUGGCAGAUGUUGUAUGUACAGUAAACACAGAAGAUCUUUCAACACUUGCCAGUGUCGUUACGACAUUAGCAACAAUGGGCAAAGAGGAGAUCACUCUGGAGGAUUUGUCCAACACACAAACAACGUCACCAUCACACAACAAUGGGGAUGCUAACCGUGGAACACCAGACGCCACGUCCCGAGCUUUUGAUACAUUAGCUAAAGUUGUACAGAGUCCGCAAGGACAUGGUUCAGGUCUGCUUGAUCACUCUUCAAUGUCAGAAACCAGCUUUGAUCAGUCUGCCAACAGUGACGGUGAAAAUUCUCUGUUGGUUGAAACACAAGGUCA
Molecule: messenger RNA, 1391 nt
Organism: Candidula unifasciata
Lineage: Eukaryota; Metazoa; Mollusca; Gastropoda; Stylommatophora; Geomitridae
Source: the annotation of a GenBank genome assembly